Messenger RNA from Photinus pyralis (common eastern firefly), 1512 nucleotides. Its product is annotated as casein kinase II subunit alpha-like. NCBI's taxonomy places the organism in Eukaryota, Metazoa, Arthropoda, Insecta, Coleoptera, Lampyridae. The record is from RefSeq and is a predicted model, not a curated record. Gene Ontology annotation, molecular function: ATP binding; protein serine/threonine kinase activity. The transcript is spliced from 6 exons. Gene Ontology annotation, cellular component: nucleus; protein kinase CK2 complex; cytosol. Bases 254 to 1315 code for a protein of 353 amino acids. Gene Ontology annotation, biological process: protein phosphorylation.
UUAGGUUAUGACGCAGCAAUCUGACUUCUGAAUGAAAACAAUGCAGUUUUAGAGGGGUACUCAAUAUUCGAAAACGCCUUAUGAACAAAUACGUUUCACGUGCAGUGCAUUCUUGGUAUGAAACUCCAUUAAUCCAUCUUCAGAUUGCAUGCGUUACAGGAUUAAUUUAAACUACAUACCCAAUUUUUUCUUAACAUUGAAACUACGCUCAUUAGUCAAAUAUACAAGAAAAAGUGCCUGUAACUAGCAAAAUAUGGCAGUAGCAAGUCUUGCUCGAGUGUAUGCGGAUGUAAACUCUCACAAACCCAGAGAGUAUUGGGACUAUGAGAAUUAUAUCGUCGACUGGGGAUUACAGGAUAACUACCAAUUAAUCCGAAAGCUGGGACGGGGAAAAUAUAGCGAGGUAUUUGAGGAAAUUAACGUGACAAAUAAUGAGAAGGGUGUAGUUAAAAUAUUAAAGCCUGUUAAAAAGAAAAAAAUUAAACGUGAAAUUAAGAUUUUGGAAAAUUUACGUGGUGGAACCAAUAUUAUAACUUUACAGGCUGUAGUUAAAGAUCCCGUUUCCCGAACACCAGCUCUAGUUUUUGAACAUGUGAACAAUACAGAUUUUAAAGAGCUGUAUCAAAGACUUACUGAUUUUGAUAUUCGCUACUAUUUAUAUGAACUACUUAAAGCCUUGGAUUACUGCCACAGUAUGGGAAUAAUGCAUAGAGACGUGAAACCGCAUAACGUUAUGAUUGAUCACGAAAAUCGAAAAUUGCGAUUGAUAGAUUGGGGUUUAGCAGAGUUUUAUCAUCCUGGACAGGAAUAUAAUGUACGGGUCGCCUCGAGAUAUUUUAAAGCGCCCGAACUUCUAGUUGAUUAUCAAAUGUAUGACUAUUCCUUGGACAUGUGGUCGUUAGGUUGCAUGUUAGCUUCUAUGAUUUUUCGAAAAGAACCAUUUUUUCAUGGCCACGAUAAUUAUGAUCAACUAGUUCGUAUUGCCAAAGUACUUGGGACAGAUGAAUUAUUUGAGUACCUUGAAAAAUAUCACAUACAGCUAGAUUCUAGAUUUAACGAUAUUCUCGGACGACAUUCACGUAAACGAUGGGAAAGAUUUGUACAUAGCGAGAAUCAGCAAUUAGUUUCCGGAGAGGCAUUGGACUUUUUAGAUAAACUAUUACGUUAUGAUCACAUGGAAAGACUCACUGCUCGCGAUGCUAUGGCGCAUCCUUACUUCUAUCCUGUAGUAAAAGAUCAAAGUCGAUUGCACACCAUUGUGUCGCCCCCUCUUACUCCGAUGAUGGGAAGUAUUCCUAUUGGGGUAGUGGAAUAGAAAAUUAAUAAACUUGACACACUGCCAUUGAUUUGCCUCUGUAGCUGCAUUGUUCCAUUAAGACUUGCCACAUUUUACUAAAUAUUCCGUUCCUGAAAGAACCGUGAUAGUUCCCAUUUCUUGUUAUUUAUUCUAUGUGAUUUGUAUUUUAAUUAAAACAAAAUAAAAAUAAUGAUGUUAAUGCAUUUUGAAGAAAA